AUGGGCGACUUCACACACACCGACUUCCCCCUGAUCGCAAUCGCAGACAUCGAGGGCCUGGUGGCUGGCCUCAAGCACACGCCGUCGUGGAGGGACGACGCGGAGCCAUCGGCGGUCGCCGCAUGGAUCCUGCGCGGCUGGACGUUCCUCGUCGGCCAUCCCGAGCAGCUCGACCAGCACCUGGCCGACCCGGACGCCCCCGCCAGCCACGCCACCCGCCUCGCAACCGUCUGGGCCCGGCUCACCAGGGACCUUGCCGCGGCGGCCGACCGCUUCCAAGCCCCUCUUCGUCCUGCCAUCCCCCUCAUCAUCAAGAUCCUAUGGCUCACGUCGGCCGCCGCAAGGCUCGAUCACCCGAACUUCAGGGCGUUCAACCUAUGCAGCGUCCAGGCCCUAUCGAACCUGAACACCUCAAACCCGGCCUCGAUUGCGCACACGUGGCCGCUACUCGUCCACUGCGAGCCCCGCGAAUCGAUCCUCCUGAGACUUCUGUACACCACCAACAACAGACUGUGUCUGGUCAUCGGCGUCCUCAUACUCAACUGCGUCCACCAAGACCCAGGCCGGAUUGAGUCGCUUAUGGGCUCGUGCGUGGGCAAGCAAGCGAUGACGAUGCUGCUCGAACGGAUGGACGGCCUGCUGGACGACGAGACGGCGGAGGUGUUUGACGUGAUCGUGACCCUUGUGCGCGAAAUCGUCCGAGUUGACCCGGGGACGCAUGUGUCGAAGCUGUAUGAAUCGCAAGCCACGCCGUCGCAAGUGCUGUCGCCGGCCCAGCUCGCGGUCCUGAAGGUCCUCGAAACCUCGCCCGUCCUUCCCCCCUCCUCGUUCCUCAUCGCACAGUUCCAUCGGCUCGCUGCCCGCCUCGACCAGGCGUGGCAGGGCUUCGUCUUGGUCUGCGAGACCCUGGUCGCCUGGAUCACUCACGCUGUCGCCGCGCCUGCCGCCGAAGACUCUGUCUCUGACACCGAGGUCGAGGCGCUCGUCCAAGUAUCCAUCCGUAUCCUGAAAGAGCUAUCCGAGCAACGGGCCCACCUACGCCGCUCCACUGGAACUCCUGACGACCAAGGAAGCGCCGACAAGAGACGCUCGAUGAACCAGCUGAUGAUCGGCGUAAUCAAGCUGCUGACGAACCUGAUCGAGCUCAAAACCAGCGUCACUGCGGCCUCCAACGGGGCCGUGAAGAUCCAAGACGCGGUGCGGACGCUCGACGGCUUCCCGCUCAUCCUCAACGCCACCCAAUUCGACGUCGACUUCCCCUAUCUCAGAGAACACGCGAUCGUCUUGCUCAAGUAUCUGCUCAAAGACAACCCGACUAACCAGCUGAUCAUCCAGAACUUGCAGCCGCUUCCUCCCCCAUAA
Molecule: messenger RNA, 1362 nt
Organism: Puccinia triticina
Lineage: Eukaryota; Fungi; Basidiomycota; Pucciniomycetes; Pucciniales; Pucciniaceae
Exons: 10
Coding region: 1-1362 (453 amino acids)
Cellular component (GO): cytosol
Source: RefSeq, a predicted model, not a curated record